Molecule: messenger RNA, 1064 nt
Organism: Carcharodon carcharias (great white shark)
Lineage: Eukaryota; Metazoa; Chordata; Chondrichthyes; Lamniformes; Lamnidae
Product: BRCA2 and CDKN1A interacting protein
Exons: 7
Coding region: 23-913 (296 amino acids)
Cellular component (GO): nucleus
Source: RefSeq, a predicted model, not a curated record
GAGGUUUCGCUGACGCUGGAAAAUGGCGUCUUCAGCCAAACGGCGGCAGCUGGAUCCGGGAGUAGAGGAGUCGGAGGAAAGCGAAACGGAGGAAGAUUCAGGGGGAAGCAGCGAAGAUUCGGAUGAAGAAAUUCAGCAAGAGGUACAAGUAGAUUUUGAAGCACAUACCAUAUCUGACAAUGAUCAUGAUGGAAUCAAGAGACUGUUGCAACAGUUAUUUCUCAAGGCCAAUGUAAACAUCACUGAACUAGCUGACAUCAUUAUACAGCAAAAUCAUGUUGGAAGUGUUAUUCGGCAAGCUGAGAUAUUAGAUGGAAGUGGCGAUGAAGACGAUGAAGAUGAUAUCUUUGGGUUCAUCACUGUUUUAAAUCUGAUGGAAAGAAAGGGAACUGAGUCUGUUGAACAGAUUAAAGAAUUGGUUCUGAGCCAGUGCAAGACUCAUCACCAGAGUGCAGCUGAGCAGCUGGACAAAAUACUAAAUGACAACAGCAAGCCAGUGAGCUUUCUCAUCAGUGAGCGCUUCAUUAAUGUGCCACCACAGAUCUCGCUGCCCUUGCACAAACAACUCCAGGCUGAAUUGAUGGAUGCUCACAGGACCAAUAAGCCUUGUGGCAAGAGUCAUUAUUACCUUAUGAUCAGCAAGACCUGUAUAGAAAUGGGAAAGAAAAACAAGCCGCAGCAAAAAGGCAAGCAGAAAGAAGAAUUAAUGUUUGCAAAUGCAGAAGAUGAAUUCUUUUAUGAGCAAUCUGUUGUGACGUUCAGCUACUCGGUGCAAGAAGAGAGCGACAGCUGUCUGUCGGGACGUUGGUCAUUUGAUGACAUUCCUAUGAAACCUCUUCGCACAGUUAUGUUAAUUCCUGCUGACCGCAUAAAUACAAUUAUGGACAAACUCAAAGAAUACCUAAGGCUAUAACCAACUCUAACAAUAGAAAUCGUUCAUUUUGGGUAAAUAAAUUGGGCUAUGAAGCUUCAAAUUGUAAAUAUUGUGCAGUUAUUUUAUCCUGUUCAUUUGGUAUUUUAAUGAAAAAUGAAAUCUUGUGGAUAAAUAAAAAUUCAUUGCGAUA